GUGAUAGGGAUCAACCAAUGCCAAGAGGGGUGUUUGUGGGCAGUUUGUCUUGCUCUGUAUAACCCUUAUGCGCUUGUCGGCGCUGAAAGGAUUGAAAAAUCCGAAAUUGUACAGCAGAUAAGGUAAUAUACUGAAGAACGUGUGCUCUUCACGUUGGGACUGUUGUCCACACUUAGAGACGGACCGGCCAGUACCUCUUAGUACUGUUCAAGGUACACGUCCGCGGUACAUUGUCACAAAGCACGUUAAUUUGUUCAGGCUACUGUAAACAUGGGCGAAGGUCCAGCUGAGCUGUCUGCAUGAUUAACCUGCAGUUGAACGCACUGUAUGUACACGUAAAUGCCACCCUGGAUUUAAUUGUAGUUAUUAUACAUGGCAAUGGAGACAUGACUCCCAGCUUGACUCAGUGCGCAGGCUGCACGUCCAUUUAGUACUAGCUAGUUACAAGCCACGGAUGAAGCACAGUAAUAUGGGCCUGGCUAGAAGUCAUGCUACAUCCAGUCAGUCUGGAGUCCGGACUGCUGCAACAUCAUUGCUACUCAUCUUUUGGAUUCUGGUGGCAGCCUACUACCUCAACAACCCCACACCAGAUGGCAUCCGAGACCCCUGGAAAUACAAGGGCUUUGUCGCUGCAAAACGAAUUGCGAUCGAUGCGGCGUACGUUCUCUCUCUCUUUACAUCUUCGCAUUAUGUUCAACUUUUUCGCUCCUUCGUCGAGAGCGCAGCUUUCGUGGUGGCUUCUCCUCCGGAAGUGCGGGGUUCCAACAUCCGGUACACGUUAACAACCUUUGAGGGGGUCAAAGUUCGCCUCUAUGAACCAAUCAAAAGGAGGGCUGACUUUGGACCGGCAGUGGUAUUUAUACAUGGUGGCGCUUUUGUCAUUGGAAGUACUGCAAUGUUUGACUUUCUGACAAGGCGUUUUGCGGAAGAGCUGGACUGUGUUUUGGUAUCUAUUGAAUACAGACUAGCUCCAGAGCAUCCCUUCCCAGCUGCAUACGAGGAUUGCCUGAACGCCACCAAAUGGUUCAUGGACCAUGCCCAGGAGUUCAACGUUGACUCUUCGCGAAUCGGCAUAGCCGGGGACAGCGCUGGCGGUGCCCUGGCUGCUGCCGUGGCUCAGAUCCUUCACGACGAGCCGGGCUAUCCCGACGUGGCCUUUCAGGCUCUCAUCUAUCCAAUCACACAGUUCAUCGACAAUCACACACCAGCAACUUUCCUCUCCAUCUCGCUCUUCGGCGAGGAGGGGUCGAUGGUAACCUGGCAGGAGGCGGGCGAGUUUACCUGUUUCUACCUGCUAGGGAGGUUGGAUGAGCGCGUGGUACGAGCACUUGUCGAUAACACCCAUACAUCCGUGGAGUUCCGCAGGGAGUCUCCCUUGGCGCAGUUCGUCAACCACACCAUGCUGCCUCUGCACAUGCAAGACUACGGCCAUCUCACCCCACCCCAUCUCCAGGAGCAGAGAGGAGACGACUACGUCUGGGAUCAGAUCGAUGACAUAGUCCUGGACCCGCGAGCCAGCCCGUUGCUGCGGCGAGAGAUGGCCGGCCUGCCACCAACAUUCGUGGUUACCUGCGAGUUCGAUGCACUGAGAGACCACGGCGCAUUCUACGCGAUCAGACUCCAAGAGGCCGGAGUACCAGUGAGGUGGGAGCAUUACCAAGGCGGGUUCCACGGCGUGCUUGGACCGACCUGGCCGCUGGUGUUUGAGGUAGGGGAAAAUAUGUUCCGGGAUUUGAUUUUGUAUGCCAAGGAACAUCUUGCGAUUGAAGCAAACUGAUGCAAGAGAUCAAUGACCACUCCACAAUUUGUUAGACGUUUUAAAUUUAGUAACAAAGAGGUUUCUAAAGUUCUUUUACGAAAGAUAUUUUGUAGAAUGGAAUACAGUCUCCGUAUGUGUCCACUACUGAUUCUUGCCAGUGGGCGUCCAGUAGGGGAGACGAUAUGUUUUCUGUAAAUAUCUGUGCAAUCUGACUGACUGAUGUUUGAAACAUGUGUGCCGUUAUAUGCACUUAUAUGACAUUUAACUUUGUUCAAAUUGUAAAAGGACUGUUUUUGCUUUUUUUACUUGAUCUUUUAAUGUGCCUUUGUUAAAUUUCAAUCAUUUUUAGUCAUAAAAAUUACAUUUAUUUUUCAUGCUUGAAUUUUUAUGUACUUAAUUGUAGGAGAUGUUCACCAUAGGAGGAAUUCAACAUAAAUGAAAUCACGUUUAAAUAACCUCUAACUGAACUUUAAACAUUUUAAUUUCCUGAAUAACUAUCCAGGAAAUCAAAUUGGUUAAGAGAUAAACAAGUUUUUAGACACAUUCUGUGUAAUAAUUUCAUUUUUAAUGUACAAAGCUACAUUAUUUCUACAAUUUUUCAUAAGAACGGAUAGAAAGUUUAAAGUGGAAUAUAUACAAAACUGUUUUAAAUUAGCAGUAUUUAAAGAAAGGAAUUACUUAUUUACUGAAAUUUUACUGGAAAUAUUUUGGAAAGGUUUCCUGAAUGUUAAUACAGGAUAAGAAAAUGAAGACCACAUGAACUACAAAUAAACACAGAGGAUAUUUCACAAGCCCCGUGUUCUAUCUACUGUAUGGAAAUAUUGAAUAACUAGGUGCCCUGGAAUGCUUCAACUGUCUUCUAGGAGGAGGUCUUGAAGAAAUUCUGCAAA
This is a messenger RNA of Acanthaster planci (crown-of-thorns starfish), 2649 nucleotides long. RefSeq names its product arylacetamide deacetylase-like. Lineage: Eukaryota; Metazoa; Echinodermata; Asteroidea; Valvatida; Acanthasteridae. Gene Ontology annotation, molecular function: carboxylic ester hydrolase activity. Gene Ontology annotation, cellular component: membrane. The record is from RefSeq and is a predicted model, not a curated record.